Molecule: messenger RNA, 2217 nt
Organism: Hydractinia symbiolongicarpus
Lineage: Eukaryota; Metazoa; Cnidaria; Hydrozoa; Anthoathecata; Hydractiniidae
Product: ankycorbin-like
Exons: 2
Coding region: 1030-1731 (233 amino acids)
Molecular function (GO): protein binding
Source: RefSeq, a predicted model, not a curated record
UUCUUUCAGUUUAUAACUUUUUUUUCACUUUCUCUAAAUUUCAAGCAUCCAUAAUCUGGUCGUUAUUUCAUUAAAAACUUUUUGUGCUAAAGCGUGUUUUGUACUGCUGUUCAUUUAAAAUCCUUGAUUAAGUUAAAUUGAAAUUCAUCUACUACACCAGUUUUUACUUUGUUGUUAUAGCAUAACUCUUCCAAAUAUUUUUAACAAUAUGGAUACUAAAAGCAAAAAAAUCGCGAAAUCAAGGAAAAUAAUUGUCGCUGUUGUCUCUUUUUUAAUUUGUUUUUUGCGAGAAAUAACUUUUAUAAAUGACUAUUUCAAUUUUUUUUGCCAAAAUUAACUUUUAAGAUUAUUUAUGUUUAAAGAGGAAUUAAAUUAUGAAUGAUUAAAAACUACAUGAUUUUGAAUCGACUCAAAGAUUUGUCAACAGUCAUUAUACGAAACCUGAAGCAAUAAGAAUAAAAGUGAUAUCAUGAAGAUUCCAAACAAAUAAAAUUUCAAUAUACACGCUUUUUAUUUAAAAGAAACCCGCUUAUGAGAAACCUGAGGCUCAAAAGUUGAAAAUAUUAAGGGCCACACAACUUUCGCGAUUUACGCUUAAAAUAACGACAUCAGCUUUUUUUAUUAAAAGUUUCUUUUUUUAAAUGUAAAAGUUUUUUCAAAUAUAUGAAUCUUUGAAAAGGUUGAUGAAAUUAUUUAAAUUUUAUUUUACUAGAACAAUAAAUAUUCCUCCUUCGUUGACAAGAAAGAUUUUUAAAAAUAAUCUAGAAAUGUAUAAAAAUAUAACUUCUUAUUCAAAAACCUAAUAUCAUUUUAAACAUUUAUAUGCUGCUUAUUGAAAAAUCAGAAUGUCCCGGUUACACAUCUUGAUAUGAGGCUAAAAGUAGAACACUUUGGUAUCAAUAUUUAAUAUAAUUUAAUAAUUUCAAACAUUUUAACCAUGGAAUAGAAUGGUUUGUGGAAGUUAUAGUGAUAACAGAAGCAGAUUACUUGACAUUUUCGAACUCGUCAUGGUUAAUAUGGUGACAAAAAAUGGAUAUUAUUACUGCAAUCAAGAAUCUAAACUUUAAGGUGGUAGCAGAAUUACUUGCCGCUCGAUUCCAACAAAAUGGAAACCGGAAGCAAUCCAAAAAAACUUCGAAGGAAAUCAUUCCCCUCCAUGUAGCUGCUGAGACAGGUUGCGUUGAAAUGUUAAAAAUACUCUUGCGUUAUGGUGAGGACAUUGACUCAAAAAACAGCGAAGGUGUAACUGCUUUACAGGUUGCUUGUCAACACGGUCAUUACGACGCUGUCAGAUUUCUACUACAGCAAGGUGUUAAGGUAAACAAUGAAGAGAAAAAUAUGUUAAAAGUAUCAUUAAACUUUGUCGGUGGUCAAUACACUAAAAUUAAAAAAUUGAUAACCAAAGCCGAGCAGGAAAAAGGCGAAACAGCAACAGAAAGCAGUGGAGCGGCAGGAAAUAGUGGUGCGGCAAACACAACUGCAAGUGAAGAUACCACAACGGAUAAGGUAAAAGCAGCAAAACCUGCUCAAACUAGUAGAGUUAGGUUUGAACGUAGAGAAAGACCAAUUCGACAAAGAAGCUUUGAUGCAGAUGCGUUCACCGAUCCACUUGACGAGUUAUCAGCCAGAAGAAGAGAAGCAUUGCUAAUUGACGCAGAAAAGAAAAAGGACCUAAUGGGUAAACGAAGAAGAUACACGCAACGAAAACAUAGUGUUGGAAGAAAGUUAUGAUUCUCGUAGGUAUUGUAAAAGAUGGAAAUACUUGGCUUAAAAAAUGAUGGAAAAAGCAAUAAUCUCGUUUUGCAGUUUAUCAACGAAACACUGUCAGGAGAAACCAUCGCCUGAGUUCAAUUGAUGUCAACAAGAAUUGAUUGCAGCCUACAGUAACUGUAUUAAACGCAGUAACAGAUGGGAUAUGAACUGCAAUAUUGCUGAAUUAAAAAAUCAGUCGAAAUAGAAUACUGCAAGUUAUUGAUAAUACGUAAUGAAAUUAUGAAGAACAUAUUAGAAAGUACUUAAUAAGACAGUCUGUACUAUUUUAAUAUUUUACUUGUUACAUAUUGAAAUUAUAACCACAUUGACUUAGCAACAGAAAGUUGACAGAAUUCUUUGUAAUUGCUGCCCAGUUACACAGUCUCAUAAAUAAAUCAAAGAAAACAACGUGUUGUCAUUCACGAUAUAUUUUCUCUUCAGCAAAGCAAGAAAGUCGCCAAGACG